AUGAAACGAAAGAAUUUAACAGAUUCAUCACUGAAGAAGGCUCCUCCCAGUAAAAAGAGCAAAGAGACAACAAGCCUUAAAUCAUACAACCAACAACAAUCCAAUCAACACGAUAGGGUGAAACUAAUUCUCUCCGAUUUAUUCGAAUCAACUAAUGAAAAUCAGCAAAGGCUUCGGGAUAAGUUUGUACUACAAUCGAAGGGAAAAGUUAAAUGGCUAGAGAAUAGGAAUGUGAUCAAUCCCCACAUUCCAAUUGAGUUUUCAAAGGAUAAGGAAUACAUUUGUAAUUAUCUGGCCAAACGCAAAAACCGCCACAGAUUAUUAGAAACUGAAUUGAAAUCUAUUCAUGAGGAUUUAUUUCAAGAUUUGGAUGUUCUGUAUUCUAUUAUGAAAUAUCAGGAUAACUCAACUAUAAACUGUUUGAUAGAUUAUAUCGAUGAACAGAAGGCGAGAGCAUUAGUUGGUAAAUUUGGUGUUUCUGCAUUGUUGAGACAUCCAAUAUUAAUCAAUAUUUAUCCCUAUUUGCUGGUGAAAUGUAUUAGAGAAUUGCAGGAUACUGAAACAAUAUUAAGAAUAAUUGGAGAACUGCACAUUCCAUCCUUAUUUUACUUAGGUUUUUUCACUGAUGAUAAGGAGAUAAUGUUAAAAUCCAUAUGUGAUCAUAAUCUCACAAUUAAUAUACUAUCAACAGACUUGUUGGAUGAUGAAGACUUUUUGUAUGAGCUGGCUCUGAAAAUGAAUCAAAAAAAUGGUUAUUUUGAGUCUAAAUAUCUAUCUUCCAGACUCUUAGAAGAUGAGUCAUUCAUGUUGAAAUUGGUGAAACUAAAGGGAGAUCACUUGAGAGAUUGUCCAUUGAUAGAUGAUUCUGCAUUUAUGUUGAGAGCUAUCAUGGAGAAUUUUGCAGCAAUUUACCAUGUACCAGAAGAUAUGAAAAAUGACCUCGCAUUCCUUAAACAAGUGGCUGGACAAUGUGCUAAAUCUCUACUGCUUAUUGAAAUAGAUAUUGCUGUAUUGACAUCACUUCAAAAAGAAGUACUAAGAAAUGUUAAAAAAGAAAGAUCGGACAAGAAAAGAAUUAUAGACCUCUUCAUAUUUAAUCCGACUUUCUUAAAACAUGCAUCUGAAGAAUUAUUGCAAGACAGUAGUUUCAUGACAAAAUAUUGGGAAGAUUUCUGUAACCUUCACGCACGUUUUUACAAAUCACUUCCACUGAUAGAUUUGUCUUGGCUUCAAGAUUUCAACUUUAUGAACCAAAGGAAAAAGGACGAAGAAUACAUGAUCUCACUAAUUACAAUUAACCAUCACGCAUUUCAUUUUGCUGCUGAUAAUCUUCGCUGUGACAAAUCAUUUGUGCUUAAAUCCCUCCAAGCAAAGAAGAAAACCUCUAAAUUCAUUCCAAAAGAAUUAUUCGAAGACAGAGAAUUUGCUUUGAAUUGUUUGAACAUAACUGGUAGAGUUUUCAAGCACUUUCCUGAUAGAUUCAAAGAUGAAGAAUGUUUUGUCUGCUUAGCAGUAAAGCAACACUUUAGUAAUAUGCGUUUUGCAUCAGAUAGAUUGAAGGAUGACAGUGUUUUCCUUCUUAGAUUACACAAAGAACGUAUAGAAUUUGAGUUAACAAGAAAUGCCAUUUCACAUCGUUUACAAAAUGAUGAGAACUUUCUUUUAGAUCUACUCGAAAUUCAUAUUACCGAACAAAUGGUUUUUUUCUGUUCAGAAGGAGUAUUAAAAAACAAAGAGUUUGUUCUUAAGGCAAUGAAACGUAGUAGAGAUGAGGAUUUGUUUAUGAAUUUUAGUGGUAGUAAGGAGAUUGCCAGAGAAGCUGCAACAUUAGGAUGUGAUUUAGCUAAUUUUGAUGAUAAAAUUUAUAACGAUAAGGGAUUAAGGCGUUUAGUAGCCAAACAUUCAGGAAUUCAAACAGAAUUUUCACAAGAAUUAUUUGAUUUACGUAUGGAAUUUGCUUAUCAUGAUUGCAAAGUUUAA
Molecule: messenger RNA, 1980 nt
Organism: Naegleria gruberi
Lineage: Eukaryota; Heterolobosea; Eutetramitea; Acrasida; Naegleriidae
Exons: 2
Coding region: 1-1980 (659 amino acids)
Source: RefSeq, a predicted model, not a curated record